Messenger RNA from Fonsecaea multimorphosa CBS 102226, 1359 nucleotides. RefSeq lists its product as uncharacterized. The coding region runs from base 1 to 1359 and encodes 452 amino acids. Gene Ontology annotation, biological process: purine nucleotide biosynthetic process; 5-phosphoribose 1-diphosphate biosynthetic process. Gene Ontology annotation, molecular function: ribose phosphate diphosphokinase activity; magnesium ion binding. The transcript has 2 exons. Gene Ontology annotation, cellular component: ribose phosphate diphosphokinase complex; cytoplasm. The record is from RefSeq and is a predicted model, not a curated record. Lineage: Eukaryota; Fungi; Ascomycota; Eurotiomycetes; Chaetothyriales; Herpotrichiellaceae.
AUGGUCAGAAACAUCGUCGUAUUCGGAGGGUCGUCCCAUCCGACCUUGACCGAAACAAUCUGUGAGAUCCUCGGGAUUGCACCUGGCCAAGCCCUCUUCUCGAAAUUUGCAGUCGGAGAGACCAGGGUCGAGAUAGGCGAGUCAGUCAGAGGAAAAGAUGUCUAUAUCAUACAGUCUGGUGGUGGUAAGGUGAAUGACCACUUUGUUGAGCUUCUCAUUGCCAUUUCUGCAUGCAAGACCGCCUCUGCAAAGAAAGUCACCGCUGUUCUUCCGCUCUUCCCAUAUUCACGACAGUCCGACAUACCCUACAACAAGAGUGGUGCGCCUCUAGUCAAAGGAUCGAAUUUGUCCAACAAGCUGGUUUCUGAUUCAAAUGGCUACACAUUUGACAGCAUCCCGCCUACUCCGCACCCAGACAAGUCCGAAAGCCAGGGCCUCACGAAUGGACAUCCCCUGCACAAAGCAACCUCCAAGUCACAGCUCGAUGAGGUAGAGAACAGCCCUACCUAUCAGGCCCGCUUCAGCCACUACCGUGACCGUGACGCAAGCUCACAUUCAUCAACUAAGUCAGAAUACUUUCCAGUCCAACGAAAGCGGGGAGAUUCCGCAGCCUCAGCCACCAACGGCGUCGCCAACAUUGAUUUCGCUCCACCACCAAAGAUGGACCCACAGGAGACUUUCAAACCUCGCCCGGGCUACCGACAAUGGGUCGCUCAGGCAGGUACUCUUGUGGCAGAUCUCUUGACUUGCGCUGGUGCAGACCACAUCAUCACAAUGGAUCUUCACGAUCCUCAAUAUCAAGGCUUCUUUGACAUUCCUGUUGACAAUCUCUAUGGCCGGCCCAUUCUGAAGAAGUAUAUCCAGCAAAACAUUCCAGAUUAUAGAAAUGGAGUGGUCGUUAGUCCCGACGCUGGAGGCGCCAAACGAGCAACCGCCAUUGCCGACUCCUUAGGAAUCGAGUUCGCACUGAUCCACAAAGAACGCAGACCCACCAAGAUCACCGACCGACAGAAUGCGACCAUGAUGCUUGUCGGCGACGUCACUGGCAAAGUAGCCAUUCUGAUUGACGAUUUGGCCGACACGAGCAACACUAUCACCAGAGCCGCAAAACUUUUGAAGAAAGAAGGCGCCAGCAAAGUCUAUGCGUUGGUGACUCAUGGAGUCUUGAGUGGAGAUGCAAUCGAAAGAAUUAAUGCCAGUGCUUUGGAUAAAGUUAUUGUCACCAACACGGUCGAUCAGUCUCACCAUGCUAGGAGAUGUCCCAAGCUUGAAGUGCUCGAGGUUGGUCACGUCUUUGCCGAGGCAAUCCGAAGGGUGCACUAUGGCGAGAGCAUCAGUGUGCUGUUUCAAUAUGAUUAG